Messenger RNA from Marchantia polymorpha subsp. ruderalis, 2684 nucleotides. The record is from the annotation of a GenBank genome assembly. Lineage: Eukaryota; Viridiplantae; Streptophyta; Marchantiopsida; Marchantiales; Marchantiaceae.
GGAGGAGAGAAGAGUCCCGAGGCCAGAGGGGGAGAGGGGGAGAGGUCGAGGGCGAGGGCGAGGUGAGAAGGCUGUGCUCUCUUCUGUCGUCCCCUCCGAGAGGUCUCGAAGAAAUCUCGAGGGGAGACGAGGGCAGACGACGGGAAGUGGAGGGGAGGGGAGGGGAGGCGAGAAGGGCGAGCGAGCUGAGCAUAUCGAUAGCGGGGAGGGAACGGCGCACGAGGAGGAAGGAGGUCGGAGGGAAAAGGUGGGAAGUGGUCGAUCGUUUCUUGACGGGGAGCAUUUGUGCCCGCAGAUGGCGCGGCUCCUGUGAUGCUGUGCAGGUUUCUGGCCGAGGUGUUCGUCGAGCGAGCGAUCGUCGAGCAGCGAGCGGGACGGUGGGGCGGAGCGAGCAGAGCGUGAGGGAUUUGGGUAUGGCUGUAGCGUGAGGGAGGGAGGCAGGUGGAGGGCGAGAGGUGUCCGGGCGGGAAGGAGAGUCGGACUCGAAGCCAGGAGUAGGCCGUAAUGGCGGGGAGGAGGAUGACGCUCGCUGGAGUGGUCGCCGUUGUGUUGCUGGCUUUGGUUUCGUCCUGCUUGGCGGAGAUCAGGCAGUCCGAGAUCCGAGAUGACAACCGGCAGAUGAUAAUGUUCGAGAAAUUUGGUUUCGAUCGGAACGGCAAGAUCAACAUCACUGUCAGUAAUGUUCAGGUCACUAUGGACGAUGCCUCGGAGGCUGAUUAUGACAUGCUUGGAUUUUUUCUUACUACCGAGGAGGAUUUAGUAGCCGUUCUCGUGGAGACUGAGGAACAAAUGUCGCAGACCUGCGUUCUGAAGAACAGCCAAAUCAAAACCUUGUUCACCCUGAAAGAGGUCAAGCUGACGGAAACUUUCACCAGAUCUCUGAGCCCACCCGAUGCGAAUGAAUACACUCUGUUCUUCGCGAACUGUCUGCGUCGUAGUCAGGUUUCAAUGGAUGUGAGAACUGCGAUGUACAAUCUGGAGGGUAAAUCCAAUACCCCCGACUACCUGCCUGCGGGCCAGACGCAGCUACCCAAACUCUUCUUUUCCUUUUUCGUGAUCUACGUAUUUUUGCUUGGGGUGUGGAUCUACACCUGCGUCAAGCAUCGAGACACCGUACACCGGAUCCACAUUCUCAUGGGAGUUCUGGUGUUCCUUAAGGCCCUCAACUUGGUGGCCGAAGCCACGGAGAAGUCGUACAUUAAGAAGACUGGAUUGGCGCACGGAUGGGACAUUGCUUUCUACAUCUUCGGGUUUCUGCGAGGAGUCAUGCUCUUUACGGUGAUUGUGUUGAUUGGCACGGGUUGGUCCUUCCUGAAGCCUUACUUGCAGGAGAAAGAGAAGAAGGUCCUCAUGGUAGUCAUCCCUCUACAGGUUUUCGCGAAUGUGGCCAGUAUAGUCAUUGACGAAACUGGUCCUUCCACCAAAGAUUGGUUCACCUGGAAGCAGGUGUUUCUUCUAUUGGAUAUCAUCUGCUGCUGUGCCGUCCUCUUCCCCAUUGUGUGGUCCAUCAAGCACCUCCGAGAAGCUUCACACACCGACGGGAAGGCGGCGAGGAAUGUAGUGAAGCUCACUCUGUUCCGACACUAUUACAUGGUCGUCGUCAGUUACAUCUACUUCACCCGAAUUGUUGUUUUCGCAGUCACCACGGUCACCGCCUACCACUACAGAUGGACUAGUGAUCUGGCCGAGGAGCUUGCAAGCCUUGCAUUCUACCUCUUCACAGGGUACAAGUUUAGGCCUGUUGUACACAACCCCUACUUUGUUCUGGAAGAGGAAGAGGAACAGGAAAUUUUGACUCAAGAUCAAUUGAAGGAUGAUGAGUUUGACCUGUAAACGUCGAAGUUUUGACCUCGUCCCAAAGAAAGGGUGGAAAUCCAGAGCAGUGGAGAAAGGAGAUAUCGGUCCCGCCAGGAGGGCCAGGCGGGAUUCUGGUCAAUGCAUAUCGCCCUACUCUUUUCGACGGAGCGUAAAUGGAUAACAAGGACACAUGUGUUACCUUGAACGAUGUUGUAGAAGUCAAUGGGAGGUUCUAGUCACAAAAGAGUUCAAACCUAGGCUUGACAUCAUUACGAGCUUCUCAGAAAGGCGAAGAUUGGGGCUUCGUUCUACUGUUUUAGGCGGUUGAAAUUGGGAGCCUGAAGAGAAUACGGUGCAGCACAGCGUUGUUGGAGGCGGGUUGCCUCUCGUUGAUGCCCCGUACGAUAUUUAGAUCUUUCGGACUGUUAGUUGAUAAUAGGUUGCCCGUAUUUCAACCCUAACUAUUCAUCAGUUGCCUUCAUUUCUUUCUCCAAUAGUUGGCCGGCCUCUAUUUUGUUUCUCACCAUUGGCAGCAAUUGUGCUCUGCGCGGUAGGCUGUUCGCUUCAUCGACUUGUUCACUCGAUAUGGACGAACUCAGGUUGUAAUGAUGUUUCACUUCAUUAUAUCAGUGGACCAAUUUUAGUAAGAUGCCGCUGUCUUUUCGAAUUGUAUACAGGAUUUGUGUAGCCACGCGAUCAAUUGAACUCCGUACUGCCGAAAUAUUGUCAAGGGGAUUAACCUUUUCUCUCCCCUAGCACUAGUUGUGUGCUGACGUUAAAGUUGGGUAGCUAUAAUUCGUAUGUUCAUAAACCUCUCUUCAGCCACUUAGAUCCCUUGUUGCCCUUUGGACGUAUUUAAUAUCUUGGAUCGUGUUUUCAGUCGGUGU